GCACGACUUCAUGGCGCCGCCGGUGAGCGGCCUGCGGGAGCUGCGGAGCCGGCGCGGCGAGAUGCGGAGCCGCGUGGAGCUGCUGCUCAUGGAGACGCAGGCGCGGGUGUGCCGCGCGCUGGCGCAGCUGGACGGCGCCGCCGCCUUUUCCGUGGACAGCUGGGAGCGCCAGGAGGGUGGUGGUGGCAUCAGCUGUGUGCUUCAGGAUGGCGAUAUCUUUGAGAAGGCAGGUGUUAAUGUGUCCGUAGUAUUUGGUCAUCUUUCUGAGGAAGCUGCACAACAGAUGAGAAGCAGAGGGAAAACUCUGAAGACUAAAGAUGGUAAACUACCAUUUUGUGCCAUGGGUGUAAGCUCUGUUAUCCACCCAAAGAAUCCUCACGUUCCAACUAUACACUUCAACUACAGAUAUUUUGAAAUUGAGCAAGCAGAUGGGUCUAAGCAGUGGUGGUUUGGUGGUGGAACUGACCUUACUCCAACUUAUUUGAACCAAGAGGAUGCUGUUCAUUUUCACAAAACUUUGAAAGAAGCUUGUGAUAAGCAUGGUCCAGAACUGUACCCCAAGUAUAAGAAAUGGUGCGACAACUAUUUUUAUAUCAAACAUCGUGGAGAGCGAAGAGGGAUUGGUGGCAUAUUCUUUGAUGAUCUAGACUCUCCCUCAAAAGAAGAAGUGUUUCAGUUUGUGCAGAGCUGUGCUGAAGCCAUUGUGCCCUGUUAUAUUCCCAUUGUGAAGAAACACUGUCAUGAUUCCUUCAGUCCCGAGGAAAAGUUAUGGCAGCAGCUUCGUAGAGGAAGGUACGUCGAGUUCAAUCUUGUCUAUGACAGAGGUACAAAGUUUGGCCUUGCAACGCCAGGAUCCAGGAUUGAAAGCAUUCUUAUGUCUCUGCCCCUGACUGCCAGGUGGGAAUACAUGCACUCGCCACCAGAGAAUUCCAAGGAAGCUGAGAUCCUAGAAGUCCUGCGUAAUCCCAAGAACUGGGUACACUGACAAGCACUGUGAAGGGGCCCAGCUGCCUGUGUUCAGCCCCGUGUAAAGGAUAUGAACUCUCGUCAAUCAACCUACUCCAACUACCAUUAUGUGGCAAUGCAACGGCUCCAUUUUCAUAUUCUUAUGUGCCUUGAGGGUUGUAUGCUUGUUUAUCAUAUUUUACAAGGAGACGAAUUGUUUAGAAGCACCAAACUGAUGCUCACCCCUUGCUGCUGUUGCCUUCUAUAGGCUAUGAAACUCUAUCUCAUAUGUUCAGUAACACUCAACAUUUUGGCUAAACCCAACAUGAAAUAAACCACUUAGAAAUACUCCCAUAUGGGAUUAACAUAUUUGCCAAUCUUAAAGAGAAUUAGGUUUCUUUUUCUUUUCUUUUUUUUUUUCAAGUUAUAAGACUUGUUCUCAGGAAAUGUUUACAAUGUUUUUUAAAAAUAAUGUUCUGAUGCUUCAUAAUUAAAAGAGUUUCACCUGG
Alligator sinensis (Chinese alligator) is the source of this 1454-nucleotide messenger RNA. RefSeq names its product coproporphyrinogen oxidase (gene CPOX). Gene Ontology annotation, cellular component: mitochondrial intermembrane space; cytoplasm. Lineage: Eukaryota; Metazoa; Chordata; Crocodylia; Alligatoridae. The transcript has 7 exons. The coding region runs from base 11 to 985 and encodes 324 amino acids. The record is from RefSeq and is a predicted model, not a curated record. Gene Ontology annotation, molecular function: coproporphyrinogen oxidase activity.